Molecule: messenger RNA, 928 nt
Organism: Zingiber officinale
Lineage: Eukaryota; Viridiplantae; Streptophyta; Magnoliopsida; Zingiberales; Zingiberaceae
Product: vacuolar protein sorting-associated protein 28 homolog 1-like
Exons: 1
Coding region: 121-765 (214 amino acids)
Biological process (GO): protein transport to vacuole involved in ubiquitin-dependent protein catabolic process via the multivesicular body sorting pathway
Cellular component (GO): ESCRT I complex
Molecular function (GO): protein-containing complex binding
Source: RefSeq, a predicted model, not a curated record
CCCGUCCCCCAAAUUUCCCCUUUCUCGUUCGGCUUCCGCUCGAUCGGAUUCGAUUGCAGCGAAUUGAAGAGGGCGGAGAGGCAAUUGAUCGGAGAAAGGGGGGAGAGCCACCGGCCGGAGAUGGAGGAGGUGAAGCUAUGGCGCGACAAGCGGGAACGCGACAUGUACGACAGCUUCGCGGACCUGUACGCCAUCAUCAAGACCACCGAGAAGCUGGAGAAGGCCUACGUCCGCGACCUCGUCCCCUCCGCCGAGUACGAGGCUGAGUGCCUCAAGCUCAUCGCCCAGUUCCGCACCCUCCACUCCGCCCUCCGCGGCGCCGUGCCUUCCCUCGACCGCUUUGCGGACGCCUACCGCCUCGAUGCCCCGGCCGCCAUCAACCGCCUCUUCGUCUCCGGCGUUCCCGCCACCGUCGAGCACCGUGCCGCCGCCGCCUCCUCGGGAAACCUCUCCGCCUCCACUGCUGCCGUCGCGGAAUGCGUCCAGCACUUCAUCACCGCCAUGGACUCCGUCAAACUCAACAUGGUCGCCGUUGACCAGGUUCACCCCCUUCUCUCCGAUCUGUCCACCUCCCUUGCCAAGCUUGGCAACGGCCUACUCCCCCCGGACUUCGAGGGCCGUACUAAGGUCCGCGACUGGCUCGCGCAACUCGCGAAGAUGGGUGCCGCCGAAGAGCUCACCGAGCAACAGGCCCGCCAACUCAACUUUGACCUUGAGUCCUCUUAUAGCGCCUUCAUGGCUGCCCUCCCCAAUGCUGGAUCUUGAUUAUCAUCUGCUGAUUUCUCCUCCUCCAAGGUUUUCCUCAAGUAUCUUCCUUUUCUUCUUCCUAUGAGCAUCUUAGCAAAUAUAGACAUUAUUGAUUCUGAGCAUGAAGUAUAGUUGUGCAGAUAUAUACCUUUUUUUUCAUUUAUCAUUAAUGGUUCCAAUC